Messenger RNA from Bactrocera neohumeralis, 949 nucleotides. Its product is annotated as putative nuclease HARBI1. Bases 122 to 808 code for a protein of 228 amino acids. The transcript has 3 exons. The record is from RefSeq and is a predicted model, not a curated record. NCBI's taxonomy places the organism in Eukaryota, Metazoa, Arthropoda, Insecta, Diptera, Tephritidae.
CCAACAAGCUAUAGGGAAUGAAUUUCAGUUGGGACUUGCUCAGCCAACAGUUUCCCUUAUUUUAAAAGAGAUCAUACCCAUUUUGGAAAAUGAAAUUUGUCGUACCCAUAUAAGCGUAGAUAUGAGUGAAGAAGAAAAGCAGCAGGCAAGAAGCAAAUUUUAUUCAAGAUCGGGAAUACCAAAUGUAAUAGGCUGCAUCGAUGGAACCCAUAUUGCGAUUUAUGCUCCUACCACAAACAAACACCUCUAUCUAAACAGAAAAGGAUUUUUUAGCAUAAAUGCAAUGAUUGCUUGUGAUCAUGAUAUGAAUAUCCGUUUUGUGGAUGCUAGAUAUGCUGGUUCUACACACGAUUCGUUCGUAUGGAACAAUAGUUCUCUAAAGGCAUGUUUAGAGGCAGCGCAUCAAAACGGAGAUCAGAACUCUAUUUAUUUAGGUGACUCCGGAUACCCACUAAGCCCUUAUUUAUUAACACCUUUCCGUCAUGCAGAAUCUGGAACUAGGGAGUCAAUUUUUAAUAAAAAGCACUCGAAAGCGAGAAAUGUUGUUGAACGUACGAUUGGAGUUUUGAAAUGCCGUUUCAGAUGUCUUCUGAGUGAUAGAAAAAUGCGCUACGAUCCUGCUAAAGUAACAUCCGUUAUUAAUAUAUGCUGUGCCUUGCACAACAUUUGUAAAAAAUUUAGAAUCGGUGAUCCGGAGGAGGCUGAAACCUUCUUUGAUGCCGUUGUACCAUUGGAACCAAUUAAUGAAAAUGGCAAUGGUUCACCAGGAGAGCGCCGCAGAAGACAAAUUGCUGAUGCUUUGAUGUAAAUGAAACUAUCCCGACUUCAGUGAAUAAUAUAUUGCAUUCUUUUAUUUUAUUCAAUACUUUGAAAUUCAAUAUUACAUAGAUAAUAAAUAUAUAAAAAUUACAAAAACUACAUGCUUUUAAAUUAAAUUAAAAAAAUCACA